GUUCUCUCACGAUCCGGAUCACCCAAUAAAUUCUAUCUGUAUACACCUGACAAUCCCAACACAGCCCAGUUAUUGUUUACAAACAAUAAGGAUUCUGUAACAAACUCGCAUUUUGAGAAAUCCAGACCCACCAGAAUUAUUAUCCAUGGCUGGCAUAGCGACUAUACUUCUACACCCAAUAUACCCAUACGUGAGGCUUAUCUUUCAGAAGGUGAUUACAACAUCAUUUCGGUUGAUUGGAAUGACUAUUCAAAAUUAAAUUACAUUACGGCUCGCGCCAAUGUUCCGGUAGUGGGCGAUGAGGUGGCCCAAUUUAUAGACUUUCUCAAUGCGGAGUUUGACAUGAGCUUUAGCAACUUGGUGGUUAUAGGCCAUAGUUUAGGCGCCCAUGUUGCUGGUUAUUGUGGCAAGAGUGUGACCAGAGGUACCCUGGAUGCUAUUGUGGGCCUGGAUCCUGCCUCCGCCUUGUUCUGCUAUGGAAAUUCCCAAACCCGUUUGGCCAGCACCGAUGCCAUAUAUGUGCAGACUAUACAGACCAAUGGAAGUUGCCAAGGGUUCCUAAAGCCCAUUGGUACAGCCUCAUUCUAUCCGAAUUGGGGCCGAAAACAACCCGGCUGUGGCUUUGAACCUUUUGGUGCCUGCUCCCACCAUCGUUGCAUCAGCUAUUAUGUUGAGGCCAUUAAGGGCAACUCAUUUGCGCCCGUCUACAAGUGUAGGAAUUACAACGAUAUUUGGAAUAAGAAGAGAGGUGACUUGGAUGCUAGUGCUCAAAUUGGUGAUCCCAUGCAAAUUAAACGUGUCUCUGGUAUUUUCUAUUUUGCCACAAACAGUCAUGAACCCUAUGGUCAUCGUUCAUAA
Molecule: messenger RNA, 858 nt
Organism: Stomoxys calcitrans (stable fly)
Lineage: Eukaryota; Metazoa; Arthropoda; Insecta; Diptera; Muscidae
Product: pancreatic triacylglycerol lipase-like
Exons: 3
Biological process (GO): lipid metabolic process
Molecular function (GO): lipase activity
Source: RefSeq, a predicted model, not a curated record